Messenger RNA from Helicoverpa armigera (cotton bollworm), 5388 nucleotides. It is a transcript of the gene corn, whose product is annotated as cornetto. NCBI's taxonomy places the organism in Eukaryota, Metazoa, Arthropoda, Insecta, Lepidoptera, Noctuidae. The record is from RefSeq and is a predicted model, not a curated record. The transcript has 12 exons. The coding region runs from base 263 to 3043 and encodes 926 amino acids.
GUGACGCGCGGCGCGCCCCUCCGGUCGUCGGCAUUGCUCGCCAGUGUAUUUGGUAGUUCCAUCCGCGCCCGUCUCGGAUAUUGACGUGUUUACGAUAAGAUUUUCCUCCAAAGUUGCUUUCAGUGAACUACUUGAAACUUCACUGUGGAACUGUUGUGCAAUUGUUUGUUUGUUUAAGACUGUUUGCCUUGAUUGCUUAGCUGAUAGUCUGGACAGAACUGUUUCUGUUCUAUAAACUUUCAGAACAUGUAAUUAACUUGCGAUGGAAGAGGAGAGCACAGCCUGUCCCGGCGAGGCCGCCCCUCCUACCGGUGACGCACAGGCCAAUGACGAUGUUCCUAACGCAGACACAAAACCGGCGUCCGAGGACCUCGCAACUAGUGUUACGAAUGUAAACAAUAAAGAAGAAAGUGAUAAUAAGGAUAAUUGUGAUGACAAAAAAGAAAGUGAAAUAAAAAAAGAUGAAAGUGCAGAAGUUAUUCUUGAAACAGUAAAUGCAGAAAUCAAGAGCCCAGUGCCAGUGCUGAAGGAGCCAUUCGUCGAGCCAGAACCUAGCGAACCCAACGAUGACGCCAGAUCGCUGGGCGACCUGGAUAGCUUGCCAGCUGGAGACGAACUUGCACUUGGCGCUGCCGGCAGUGAUAGUGGUGUAGAAGGCUGCGGCCGUGCACUCAGCAGCGGCGGCGGGUCCAGGUCGUGCGCGUCUAGUGUGGUGUCAUGUGGGUCCGGUUGCGGCUCGGAGAGCUCGUCACUGGCGGGUGCACCGCCGCGUCCUCGACGUCGCGUCAAUGUCAACGUCACUGAUCCGAAACGCAGCUCACCUGUCGGCUCGGCAGCCCCACGACCCGUGACGGCGCCCCGCGGCCCCAACCUGGCCACCCGUGAACGGGCUAGGAGUCGAGAGAAGCCAACUCCACCAGAAAAACCCCGACCUCUGACACCAAAACCACGUAUCCGACCUACCGCAGACCUGCCUAAUCUCGUUCGCGAGAGCCCCGCGCUUCGUGCGAAACCUACUAAAACUUCGACGGCUCGAUGUCGUACACCUAACUCGCCAAGUGAAGAGAAAAGAUGGCCGGCCAAUGGACCACGGUUGACGACUGUGACGGACGCGAAUGCAACUCGAGUGGCUGCCGACAAAUAUGCGACUCUACCACGCCGGAGACGUGACGCGGAGCCUGAAGGCUCUCCGAAGCACGAGGGCACUCCACCAUCGUCGCGAAGACCUACUGUUACUCGUUCAGCUUCGUCUCGCUCUACAAUUAAGACGCGAGUUCGUAUCUACGCAGAGAAAACCUCGCAGACAGUGCUGAUCGGCACCGACAUCGAGGCAGCUCUGGCGGGGAUUGUGCCAAAUAUUGAGAGUCGUGUGGAGGUGUCCCGCUGCCACCGCGGCGUGCAGGCGAGCGCUCGGGACGCGGAGGCGAGUCGGCUGGCCGCCGCUCUGGCCGCGGCUGCCGAGGAGCGCGAGCGCCGACAGCGAGCUGAGGCACAACUGGCGGCAGAACGCGCAGCAAGGCUCGCUGCCAUCGCCGAACUCGACAGGAACUCGCAGAGACUGUUGGACCUCGCCGGCGCUGGCGCCGGUGCUAACGCCGAUGGGUGUCUUCGAGCGCUGGAGGAGCAACUCCGCGCAGCCGGCGAACUCGCGGCCAAGCAACGCGCCGAGAUCGACGCCUUGCGCGAACAGUGCAAUAAGCUGCACGUUGAGUCGUGCAGUGCCCGCGAGAGCGCGCGCGUGGCGGAGGCGCGGCUGUGCGAGGCGGAGCGCGAGGCGGCCGAGAUGCAGGACUUCCUCGCCGCCGAGACCGGCGCGCUCAGCGACUCGCUGCGCGACGCCGAGCUCGAGCUCGCCAGGGUCAACGCCGACCUCGACAGGAGGCGGGCCGAAUGCCGACAACUAGUCCGUCUAUGCGAACAGAGGCGACAGGAGGCGCUGGCGGCGGCCGCCAAGUCUCGGGGCGGAGCCCGAGGAGUGCACGCGCUGGACGCGCUGGCGCAGCGCCUCACCCGCCUCACCCGCGCCGUGCAGCGCGCCUACCGCCUGCCGCACGACCUCGAGCCCACCGUCUAUCAUAACGACCUCUACAGCCGCAGCGACAGUGGCGAAGCCCUAUCUCCGGAAGAAGAAGCCGCGGGCGGGGGGCUCGUGGCUAACGUGGCUCGGGCGCUGCGCCAGGUGCCUCCGCCCCCCGCCCCCGCCAGCCCCGGCGCGAGGGACGACGACCGCUCACACAUCUCCGAUGAUAACGACAACUCGGCUGAUCUUCUUGAUUCAGAAACUGAACCUUGUCUUGUUACUGAUCCUGAAUGCGCAGAGGAAUGGUGGUCAGGCGCAGAAGGUGCGGGCGCAUGGAGCGGUGACGAACUAUCGCCUGAGAGGGACUACUAUACGGAUGACAAAGACGGCGAAUCAGCAUCAGCAUCAGAGCGGGAAUCCUUACGCACUCUCUCAGCUGCCAUCGCUCAGCGUCAGCGCAGCGAGGCGGAGGAGACGGCGUGCGAGGCGCGCGGCGGCGUGCUGGCGCGCGCGCUGGCGCUGGACGCGCGCCUGUCGCGUCUGCUGCACGCGCUGCGACACGCCGCCGCGCUGGCGGCUGCCAGGGGGGACCCUGACUCCUGCCGCCUCGCGCAGGCGCUCAAAGACAAAAUUGACAUGACGGAAAAGAAUGUAGCUGACGUAGUUGUGAAAAAGCUAGCCGAGUUGGACGCCAGUAAGAAUAUGAUGGAACAGUACCGACAAUCCGUAGAAACGCUCAAGAAGCAGUUGGCACAAGCCGGUGAGGAGGAUGAUAUAGAAGCGGUUGAGGAGGAGCUAUCAGGCUGCAGUGAGAGCGAGCGUCGUGCUCUAUACGCAUCAUUAGACGCGGCGCUGUCCGCGCUCGGCGGGGCGCCCACACGCUGGUCGCGCCUGGCCGCCGCACGCGCCCGCCUCGAGCGCCUCGCCUUCGCCCUCGCCGCCGCGCCCGCGCCGCCAGCCGCGACACUCGCCACCCCGCCCGCACCCGCGCCAGCACCGGCCGCGUUGCAAGGAGCCGCUUAGAAUGCGUGCUAAGAAAUACUGUCUUAACAGAUGACGUCACUCUAUGUAUAUUAUAAUAUACUGUUAUAUACAGAAUAUACAGUAUAUUCUGUUAUCGUUUUUCAUUGUCAAACUUUAAAUAAAAAGACGAAAUAGAAUCAAUUGACACAACUGUAACAUGAUAAGUAUCAAAAUGACUACGUGCAUGACAUUAUGUAAUGCUUGUAAACAGAUGUGUUAAUUGAUUUUGGUAUAAAACAGUGAAUAAUCAUACAGACUAUAUUUUAAACAAAAGCUCUACUUAUAAGUGUAAUGUCACAAAAUUACAAAUUGUAAUUACAAUAAAAUGACUAAAGUGUCGUCAUCUGUUUAGAUACAGUGUAUACAGUGACUGUCGACUGCACAUCGCAGUCCUCCACAAUCAGUGCCGGUUAAAACAACACUUAUUCACCUACGUCUUCUAUUUGCCAAUAUAGAGUAGCAUAGCUCGUGCUCAUUAUUUGAUAAAUACUUAUUUUUACCGGCACUGACCACCUAAUAAGGUCCUUCAAUUAUCUACUUAAUUACAGCCAUCGCUGUUCUCGCCGAAAUACUUCCAUUUUGUCAUAAUAUAGCUAAGAUUAGAAAACGAUAGAAACUAGUGUUCAUGAAUUGUUUACUCGUAUUGUGGAGCUUACGUUUGCCCUCCGCGCAGUAGGUCAUCCGUCCUGCGUAGUCCGUGACUAGAGUGUAGGACCGACGCAUGAAGCGAAUUGUAGUCACUGAAGGAAACGGCUUUUGCCGAAAUGUUCGAUGUCCCGAGCGUUGUCUGGUCGUAAAUUAUAAGAAUGUUAGAUAGAAAUGAUUACAUCUUAUUACAGAUUCGUAUCUGAAAAAUAACACAUGCCCUAAAAUGAGGCGUGUGUACGUUUAGUAAUUUGUAGGAAAAUGGAAUGUUGCAGUAAUAAUGUUACUUAACGUAGUAGUCGUGUUCGAUGGAUCUCAAUGCGCAGAGAGCGUGAGUGUUGUAAGUCCACUAACAAUGCAAUGAUCAAGUCUUUGACGAUGGAACAAUGUAGUGUCAUAAUAUAUUUGCUUUUGUUUCCAUACAUUUUAGCCUAAGCAUUAACAUUUUCAUUCCUAAUUGCAUUUAACGUUUUCUGAAUUUUCAAUCAUUGCAAUCGCACUGUAUUAUUGAAAUGAAAUUUAUUAUUUAUAAGCUGUAACUUUUCUAAUGUGUUUUUUCUCUGUAUUAUUUGAUAAGUAUUAUUGUAGAACAUUUGUUUAUACGCUGCACUGUAAGUGACUAUCGUUGUACAAUACAUCGCGUCCGGAAUACUAUAGUUCAUCACUAAAGUAUUCAAGUGCCAUUGUGUUAGCUCUUCUAAUGUAGGUACCUAUUGUAGUGCUGAUCUUGGGUCUAAAUCUAUUCUACUCACCAAUAAUAUGUUACGUCACAAAUAUCGAGUAUAACUACGUCACAAUACCGAUUCUCCCACCUCUAUAAUAAUCUUUACGUAAAGCACAUUUAUCUGAAUAUUACUUUUACAGCAUUACAUAAAUCUGUACUGUUCAAGUCAUAUUCAGACGAGACGUAAUAUAUGAAAAGUCGCUAAUAUUGCGCCAGCUGGAAUCAUGGAAACCAUAUAUUUUAUACGAUAUUAAAAUGUAAAUAAAAUGGAUGGUACACAAUUAUAUCACAAUAUUUAUUUUUCUGAUCUAGUCAAUAACAUUCGAUAUUUUAAUUCGAUUUACAUUUAAAAUAUUAUCAGAAAUCUAUUGUCUAUAAAAUAAAUAUAGAAUUCGACUUCUACUCAAUCUGUAUUUAGAGUAUUAUAAAUAUUGUGUUGCCCUUUUUUGAUUUAUAAUUAUUUAUUAAAUAAGGCAUGCAUUACACAAUAAAUGAGAACUAGAUUAAUAUUUUACAUAAUGUGCACAGUUUAUGAAAUCAAAACGUUGCAAGUUUGACAAAAUUGUAACAAAUGAGACUGAUAUUGUAUUUACGUUGAACGGAUCGUUGACGGUCGUGUUGAAGUUUGCUAAAAUGAGUGUUAUAAUAUUGUUUUAGGACAAAUGACUUUAAUUGCGUGAAUUCCUCAAUAUGCAGCACAUUAACUGUAUGAUAAUACUAAAUGCUUUUUGUAUAUACAUGUAGUACAAAAUCAAUAAACUCGCUUCGUCCAUCCACGUCGCUUGCUUCAGGUGCUGAUGAUACGUAAUCAUUAGAUAUAAUAAACUUACAAAUAUCGAUACAGAAUUUAUGCGAACACCAACUGCCCAGGUCAGUGGAGUAUAUCAUAGGUGAACUUGAAUUUAUUUCGAAUUAAAUCGUGAAAUUAUGCGAUGUAAAUACAUUAGUGUAUGUAAAUAAAAUAUAUUGAGCGACA